AUGCUCUGCUUGAAAUGGUUCAAUACUCCAUUGAUCGACAAAACGGAAAAGUUGACAGUUAACGAUCAACCAGAAGGACCAAUAAUGGAUAUGCCGGAUCUGGUGAUGAGAAAGAUUAUGGAAAAUGUGGAUUUUAUAACGAUGCUGAAACUUCGAAAAGUGUGUCACGCGUUUCGAAACUUUAUUGAUGUUACAAAACUGGAUAACGAGUUGACAGAAGUCAAUAUCAAAGUGACACCGUCAUCGAUUUAUGCGACUAUCUAUUUUACUUCAGCAUCUAGGAAAUCUGUAAACUCGAAUUACAUUGCAUAUGGGAACAACUGUUUGUUAAAAGUCAAGGAAGGAAGAAAUGAAAAAGCGAAAUUCAUGAAAAACCAAGAUUUCGUGGAGGCAUUUUUCAACGAUUUUGGUUUUAUUUUAAGAAACCAAUCAAAACUGUUGAAAACCAUUGCUAUCGAGGAAUCGUCAUAUAAUUGGUAUUUACAGGAUUCAUACGACAGAGAUCUUCUGAACAGAGUUAAAAUUACAUAUUCAAUUCACGGAUGCUGCACUUGUACACGUCCGCUGAGAAAUUUCAUCGAAGCUCACGAACAUCUAGAAAAAAUAAACAAAACGUAUACGUUGCAACAAACUGCCGAUAAGUUUUAUGGUCGUUUUGCUGACAUUUUGAGAUCAAGAAAAUCUCCCAUUUCUAUACAAAUACUGGAUGUUAGAAUUAUGAGAUUAAGUUAUUUGUUGAAUGUGGCUCAGCACAUUGAUCGGGAACAAUUGAGAGGGAUUGUGAUAAGGAAGACACCUGAAUAUAGUGAUCGAGAAAAAGGGAAACAGCCGACUUUGAAUGAAAUCGUGGAGUUGGACGUGUUCGAUUAUAUUCAAGUAUUGAGUAUUAGGGGUUUCAAAGUAACAGUGCCUCUUGAAACAUUUCUUCAUAUACCAGAUCUGAGAGUUGCCAUUUCAACACUAACUAUUGAAAAUGUUUUGUUGAUAAAGAAGAACAUGAUGACUUCUCCAACUGUCAAAUCUCGAAGGGUUUACUAUGAUCGUAUGAAAGACUCGGAUACAUUAUACAAAACCCUUGGACAUGCGAAUUCUGACCAUAAUAAAAUAUCCUGGUACUUUAAACUUCCGGGAUUAGAUCAAAUCCUCCAAAUCAGCAGGGAAUAUCAUGAAACUUGUUUUUCAUUUACAUGGACCAAAACUUCAUGCAUUUAUAAUGAUGCGGUGGUUCAUUGA
Molecule: messenger RNA, 1233 nt
Organism: Caenorhabditis remanei
Lineage: Eukaryota; Metazoa; Nematoda; Chromadorea; Rhabditida; Rhabditidae
Exons: 3
Coding region: 1-1233 (410 amino acids)
Biological process (GO): innate immune response
Molecular function (GO): protein binding
Source: RefSeq, a predicted model, not a curated record